CAAAAGAUGGAUGAACACGGAGGAGGAAGCAAGGUGACAGGUAUAAGGCAAAUUGUGAGACUUAAAGAGUUGUUACAUAAAUGGCAAAAUGUGACACUUAGUCCUAAAGGUACUCUUCAAUCAUCAAAUAUUGAUAGUAAUAAUGGCAAUUUUCAUGGAGGUAUAUCACCAGCUAUUACAAAGAGGCUAAAGAACUCCAUUAAUGUGUGUUGUGAUUCGGACGACGAGAGUUGCCAGAGUCCAGAGCCACCCCAUGGUGUUCCUAAAGGUUAUUUAGGAGUUUAUGUUGGACCGGAGCUUCGUAGGUUUAUAAUUCCUACAACUUACCUUAGUGAUCCUUUGUUCAAAGUGUUGUUGGAAAAAGUUGAAGAAGAAUUUGGAUUUGAUCAUACUGGUGGACUUACUAUACCUUGUGAGAUUGAGACUUUUAAGUACUUGUUGCAAUGCAUGGAGAGUCAUCAAAGAGGUCAUGGUGUUAAUCCUCAACAUGAUUCUUCUGGAUCUUCAUUGGCGAUUAAGGGGUGAUCAACUACAAUGAUCUUAGUGGUGGUUGAAUCUUUAGGGAUGUUUUUUUU
Molecule: messenger RNA, 575 nt
Organism: Solanum verrucosum
Lineage: Eukaryota; Viridiplantae; Streptophyta; Magnoliopsida; Solanales; Solanaceae
Product: auxin-responsive protein SAUR72-like
Exons: 2
Coding region: 7-525 (172 amino acids)
Biological process (GO): response to auxin
Source: RefSeq, a predicted model, not a curated record